This is a messenger RNA of Telopea speciosissima, 1648 nucleotides long. Its product is annotated as putative leucine-rich repeat receptor-like serine/threonine-protein kinase At2g24130. Gene Ontology annotation, molecular function: protein kinase activity; protein binding; ATP binding. The coding region runs from base 45 to 1616 and encodes 523 amino acids. Gene Ontology annotation, biological process: protein phosphorylation. Lineage: Eukaryota; Viridiplantae; Streptophyta; Magnoliopsida; Proteales; Proteaceae. The record is from RefSeq and is a predicted model, not a curated record. The transcript is spliced from 2 exons.
CUCUUCCCCUGUUUCUCCCCUCCCUCUCUCACAGAAGUUACUCCAUGGCUUCCAUCUCUGCAACUUUGCUUCUCUUCAACCUUAUUUCAAUCGCUAUUUCUCCAUCGCUCUCUGCAUCAGUCGUAGAAGACUUAAAUAACCUACAACCACCUCCAGAUUUCAAUACAACAAUCUCAAACAACUGUGUCAGAGACCCAGCUUUAAGAUACUGCAAGUAUAUCUCCAUAGACCUUGAAGAAAUUUUCAAAUCCACAAUCGUUGCAGCCCAUCUAUGCAACGAAUCAAAGAACCCUAAUUGUGUUGAAUCCUUCCCAAAAAUUGAUCUUCGAAGUAGCCCAAAGAUUGCGCCACUGUACUUAUCCUUCAGCUUCUUCUGGAAGUACUGCCCCCUAACCAUUCUCUCCAUUGAUCUCUCCAAUAACUCCAUCCAUGGUCCUGUCCCUUUGGAAAUUCUCAACUGCACUCAAAUCCAAGCCCUUGAUCUGAGCCAUAAUCAACUCACAGGAGACCUCCCUAUAGAAAGGUUUAGUCCUCUAACUAAUCUCAGUCUUCUCAAUCUCUCUUACAACCACUUCUUUGAAAGUAAACUCUCAGAUUCUCACUUCUUCGCAAGGUUCAAUUCCUCUAGCUUUCUUCACUCGGGUUUGCUUCCGGACCAUAGCGGAUUCAGAAUCAAGGCCGUGAUCUUUCUCAUCGGUUUCCCAAUCUUUGUUAUUCUGUUAGUCGGUUGCUGGAGUUGGCUCUGCUUCUGCCGGCCGGAUAUCUUGCCAUCAGUCUUCAGGCAACGGCACAAAUUCACGCCGUCAAUGCUAAAAGCAGCAACAGCAGGGUUCUCAGAGAGAAACUUGGUGGGGAGGAGCAGAGGAGUUGAAAUUUAUAAAGGAGUUCUUAGAGAUAAAACAGAAGUCCGGAUUGAGAUCUAUAAAGAGAAGAUUUCAAGAGAACAGUGCAGUAAAUUUGUGAAGGAAUGUAAGGUUUUUGUUCAAUUGAGUCACAGAAACUUGGUUAGAGUGAUGGGUUGGUGCAAUCAGGGUAGACUGAGAGUUAUUAUAACAGAGUGGAUAGAUGGGGAGAACAUUGAGAUGUGGCUAUCUGGGUCUCCACCAUGGAAACACAGGUUGAAGGUCUUGAUGGGGGUUGUGGAUGGAAUGAGUUAUAUGCAAGAACAAUGGCCUGAAAUUGGGUAUGAUCUCAGGACAAGUGGUGUUAUGUUAUCACAGGAACGUGGGCCAUUGAUUUCAAGGUUUAAGGUUGGAGAGCAAAAUGGAAACACAAAGAAGAUUUACAGGUUUGGACUAUUUCUCUUAGAGAUGAUAACGAACAGGCGGCCCCAGGAAGAGUUUGAGAAGGGUGAGACAGGUUUUAUUGAGUGGGUAAGUAUGCACUACCCUGACAACAUGCAGAAGGUGAUCGAUGAGCGAAUGAAGAAGACAGGAACUAUGUAUGAGCAAGCUAAAGAGGGAAUUGGGGUAGCUUUGAUGUGCACAGAUCUCUCAAUGGGUCAUCAGCCAAGCUUGACUCAGAUCUCUAACAUGUUGAAAGCCUUUGAGUCCCCUCUGGUUUCUUCCAAUAAUAAGAAAUCCCACAGAGAAAGAGGUGAAAAUCACAGACAAUGAAUUGCUUGGAUGUAUGAAGAUCACACUCCUUG